Molecule: messenger RNA, 3662 nt
Organism: Empidonax traillii (willow flycatcher)
Lineage: Eukaryota; Metazoa; Chordata; Aves; Passeriformes; Tyrannidae
Gene: CAST
Product: calpastatin
Exons: 30
Cellular component (GO): cytoplasm
Molecular function (GO): calcium-dependent cysteine-type endopeptidase inhibitor activity
Source: RefSeq, a predicted model, not a curated record
GCGCCUUUCCAGGCGCCCGUGGAGCCGGGAGUGACUGGACGCCCCUGCUUCUCUUCCUCGGGAUCGGUGGCAGGAGCCCCGCUGGCAAUGUCGGAGCGCGGGACGGGGCGGCAGUCACUGCCCGCGGCGCAUGGUGACAAGAAGGCAAGUGGAGAUUCUUCCAAGGCAGGAGAGAAAAAAGCAGAAGUUACAGAGGAAAAACAAGCAAGUGCUAAUGUUAGCCAACCCCCCAAAGCACAGACAAGGGGAGCACCUUCUGCUGCUAAGCAGUCUCCUUCUGUGGAUGCAUCAAACCCACAAAUAAUGAAACCAUCUGAAACCAGGUCAGCACCAACAACCAAAGCAGGAUCUGAAAAAAACACCCAGUCAGCCAAGCCAGCAGACUCUCAAAAUAAACAGCUGUCUGAAGAGAAGCAAAAGGAACCCAGUGAUGCAAAAAACCAAACUUCACCUUCUGUGACAACAGGUUCUAAACUAAAUAAUGCUGAAAAAGUAACUACAACUCAGGCUGACCAGCCUCCACAAGCAACCCCCCCAGAGACACCAAAGCCUAAAUCUGAGAUGUCCACAGUGGCUGAUGCAGCUUCUGCUGGCACAGCUGGUGCAAGUGUGGUUGCUGCAGCUGAUAAAUCAAGUGCUGAGCCUGGUAUGGAUGAGUCAGCGCUGGACAGCCUAAUAGAUACCCUGGGUGGACCUGAAGAAGAUGUGCCCACUACUCCUGUUUACACUGGUCCAGAAGUUACGGAAGAUGAUAUAUAUUCAAGAUACUUGGAAGAACUGGGUAAACGGGAGGGUAGUCUCCCUCCAGAGUACGUUAAAUUGUUGAAGAGCAAAGCCAAAGACGCAGUCCUACCAAAAGCAAAUGAACCAAAUGAAAAACCAAUGACAGAUGAUGAGCUUGCCGAGGCCCUGUCAUCUGACUUUACCUGCAGUACUACUUCUGCUCAAAAAGAGAAGACAAGUCUGACAGAGAAACAAAGUAAGGAAGGAGAAAUCGUGCAAGCACAAGCAGCAAGUUCAGUCAAGACCUCAGUUCCUCCUAAGGAGAAGAAAACAAGAUCAAAUGAGGAAAGCAAAGAAGAUGCAGUGGAAGCUCUCCUGGAUACUCUUGGAGGACCUGAACCUGAACCUGAACCUGAAGAAAAUCCUAUCCCUGUUGUAGAGGUGUCAGAGGCAAAAGCUAAGGAGAAAAAAGAAGAAAAGGUUGGAGAACGUGAUGAUACGAUACCUCCAGAAUACAGGUUAACUCCAGAGUUGGAUAAGGAUGGAAAGCCAACAUUGCCGAAGCCUGAAGAAAAACCAAAGCCUCUGAGUGAAUCUGAUCUUGUUGAUGAAUUUUCAAAUGACUUUGCCUGCCCUGCACAGCCUGCAGCGCAAUUCAAACCUUCAAAGCCCAGCAGCAUCUCCAAAAAGCCUUCAGAUUCUGUGUCUGCAAAAACCACUGAGAAUAAAGUAGUCCCUCGUGCCACAGCUUGCACUGUGCAGUCUUCAGCUCCACCAGCCCUGUCUUCAGUAAGUAGAGCUAAAAGCAAAACUUAGUGCUUCCUUUAUGGAAUGGCAGAGCAUAUUCCUGAUCCAGAUGAAAAAAAUCCAGCUAUGGACAAAGUUGAGGAGAAAACCAAAACAGAACAACACAAAAACCUGGGUGAAGAUGAAGAAACAGUUCCUCCAACAUACAGAUUAACAGGAGCUAAAGAUAAAGAUGGAAAACCACUCUUAACAAAACCAGAAGAAAGACCACAGCUGAUGAGUGAAAAUGAUCUGUUAGAGGGUUUGACAGAAGGAUUUUCCUGUUCUCCAUCACCACCUGCACCAUUACCUAAGUCAGCUGUACAAAAGAAAACCAAAGAGGGUAGGAAGCCCACGGGUUCCUCGGAUGUUAUCUCUGCUGCUACAGUUUCAUCAGUGCACUCAGCAGCUCCUCUGUCUUCUACCUCAGGAGGAAAAGAGAUGGAUGAAGCCUUGGAUCUCCUGUCCGAUUCCCUGGGACAGAGGGAGCCUGACCCUGACGAGAACAAACCAGUUGUGGAUAAAGUAAAGGAAAAGGCUAAAUCUGAACACAGAGACAAACUUGGAGAAAGAGAUGAUACCAUCCCACCUGACUAUCAAAAACUUCUGGAGUCAGGUGAUCAGGGUAAACCAGCAAAGCCAACAGCAAAGGAUGACAUAAACCGCAAAGGACAAAAGAAGCCUAGAGAUGACAGCGCAGCUAUUGAUGCCUUAUCAGGUGACUUUGAAACUUGUGCGAAUGCUCCUGCUACACCACAGCCUUCAAAGUGUAGGACAAAAGCGGAAAGGAAACCACGGCGACUAAACCAACCUCAAAGGACAAAGGAAAACCCAGAGACCCUAAAACGGCAAAGGGACAGUCCUCCAGCAGCAAAUCUGAGAAGCAGAAAACAAGCUAAACAUUAAAACAUUAUCAGGAUCCUGGCACAUCGUGUAAAAUGUCUUCUUUCUGUGGGUGGAUAGUUACUCCUGAGGAACAAAAGCUGAUGCUGAAAGCACAUGGUUAUUCUGGGUGAUUUUUGUACAGUGAUACUUGCCGCACUUUUUUUUCAUCUUUCCUUUUUCCCCGGUAGUAGGCUCAGGUGGUUUGUUUCUUUCCCUUAGCCAUUCAGUUCAUUAGACUCAUAUAGUCUGACUGUUUUGUAAUUUCCUUCAGUGUUCAGAAGGAAAGAAUUCUUCUAUUUGCAAGAAAUAUAUUCCACCAAUGAAGAGCAAUGCCAAAAAAAAAGAAAGUGCUGCAGACUUUUGCACAUAAUCUCCGCAUAGUGCCUCUAACUCUCUGAAGAGUUCGUAUGUGCUAGCAUUUUAACAUUGCAGUGAAUGCCUUAAGUGUUCUGGAAUAUAGCGAGCUUUAGUUAUCCUCAGCUAGGGCUGUGCAGGCUUUGCUCAGGACGGAUCCUGGUAGGAAAACCGCAGGUCAGCUGUGGGUGGAUAAAGGCUGAGAAACUGGGGAUUUAGGCUGCUUCUUCCAGCACAUCUGGUAAUAAAGCAGGUAUUUGGGAUGCUGCUUAACUGUAGUUAAAAUACACUAGGACAGGAUUCCCCCCACCUCCCCAAUUCCCCCAAUUGUAUCUGUACCGUUAUAUCAUAAUUUCAGGAGUCUCCUGGACUGAACAAACACAAGUCUUAGUGUAACAGUGACACUGCUACCAUCGCAGAAGGGGAAAUUGAGAAGGGGCAAUGAGUCUUGGCCGAAAUCGAAGUUUAGGUCCACAGGCAGACUCUUUUUUUGUUUAAAUCUUAUUUUGCACUGUUUCUGGUCCUUCUGUUCCUCGCACUCCAGCAGGGAAUGCAGAAAUAGGGCCGAAGUUAACGCUGCAGGGGACAAUGUCCCAUUCUCCUGCCCUGCGGGAGAACAGGCACGGGCAGGGGCCUUUCACGAGUCUGCUGCAGUCAGGGCUGUCAGGACAAGUGUCUCCGUGGGUUUCCCUCUGCCUUCCUCCCCUGCAAAACAUCCUUUUGCUCAUCCUUAUACGUGUUACAGCUCCUCCCAUCAGCUGCCAGAGGAAGGUCUCCUACCGACACCAAAACCCGGCUCAGGGUGUGGCCCUGGAGGCAGAGACAGCCUGGAGACUGAAGUUGGGGAUAUUUAGACUCGAGACUGUGCUUCCAGUGUGCACCGUACCACACUAAUAAAAGUUUUUAAGGAUGCA